GACUAAAGGUUUGGACAAACAUGCAAGAGUUGCUACACCCUACAAAAAUAUCUGUGCAAGAGUGGAGCCAGUAUUAGAGACAAGCUGGAGUCACAUGGUUGGUGGGAACAGUUGCGGUGUAAUCGCUCAUGAGAACAACCCAACGAUUCAAGGCAACAUCUCAAAUCUGGCAGUGCCCAAGCAAGCAGCACACCUGUGGUCCAGACAGCUUUUACGAGCCCAGACAUGAGUGAUGCCGCGGAAGCUGUGGCCGCUAACCUCUCAAGUGGAAGAAACGUCACCAUUGAGCUCACCAACUACACCAAAAAGUGCUGUCUGGCCGAUCCCAAGGUUUACCUGGAAAAUGGGAAUGUCCACAUCCCGCCCCAGCCCACUGUUCGCCCGCUGAAAACCGAGUUGUGCAACUACAGCAAGCAGAAAGGCAAAGCCACCGGCGCAGUGGGCGUUAUGACCUAUGACAUACUGAUGCUUGGAAAGAAAGAUCCUGAUAAAAUCGCUAUUAUGUUCUCUGUUCCCUAUGACUAUAACUUCUACAAGAACUGGUUUGCCAUCGGAAUCUUCCCACAGAGCCAAGGAUGCAAUGAAGAUCUUUACAAAAAGAUGUAUUACAAGGAAGACGAGGCCUUUGUGCGGGCAGAGGCCAAAGGUAACUGCAUCAUGACUUCAAAUAAAGACGUGAUCAUCAAAGCAACCAUGUCCCCAUUGUCAGGGGCCAUCAUGAAGGUGGAGGUGUGGGACAUCAUUGAGGGGUUCUGUAAGAAGUAAAGACGUGGCUAAGUCAGGGAUUCAUUUUUCUGCUGUGCUUGAUAUGCUUUAACAUGUACGUGUUCCAUUGUACCAUCAUUUUGGAGAAUAAAUUCAUGUUAUG
Thalassophryne amazonica is the source of this 868-nucleotide messenger RNA. It is a transcript of the gene apnl, whose product is annotated as actinoporin-like protein. The transcript has 3 exons. Gene Ontology annotation, biological process: monoatomic cation transport; cytolysis in another organism; pore complex assembly. Gene Ontology annotation, molecular function: channel activity. Bases 226 to 765 code for a protein of 179 amino acids. The record is from RefSeq and is a predicted model, not a curated record. Lineage: Eukaryota; Metazoa; Chordata; Actinopteri; Batrachoidiformes; Batrachoididae. Gene Ontology annotation, cellular component: pore complex.